Porites evermanni is the source of this 642-nucleotide messenger RNA. NCBI's taxonomy places the organism in Eukaryota, Metazoa, Cnidaria, Anthozoa, Scleractinia, Poritidae. The record is from the annotation of a GenBank genome assembly.
AUGGUUGCACACAAGUACACAGAUGAGCAGUUGAACUCCUUCAAGUUUUAUGCCAUUGUCGUCGACGAAUUCCCUAAAGCCUUGCGCCAAACUUUCAAACACAUGUGGGAUAAUUUCGGACCGGGACCCAUCUGGGAUGACUCGGAAGCUGUAAGAAGCUUGUUUUUGGGACUAGAGGGAAGCAACACCAAAGUUCCCACAAAUGAGUCGUUUGAGAAGUGGGAUUGCACCGCGCUGUUUCAAGCCACUAUCUUCGCGAAAAUCUUCUCUUUACCGGACAGCAGAGGUAACCUUAAAACACUCAGUGAGUUGUACGUAAAGCCCAUGAAGCCCCGUGGAGGUUUCCACACCUCUGUGUUAAGUUCGGGUGGCAAUGAUGCGGAAACGUUCGCCCUUGCGAUUGAUCAGUUGCGACUCCUCCGGAAUUCAAUUGUUCACCCUGCCAGUUCAGAAAUGGAUAAAACAACAUUUGAUCGGUACAUUGAACUCGCUAAAGACGCGUUCGAUGCUCUUGGAGUGGCGACAGACUCAAUUGAUGCCGUUGGAAGUUCGACGGAGUCUCACUUUCCAACUGAGGAAGUUGCUCGGUUGAAGCGCAAUAUCUACCUUAUGGCAGUUAGUACCGGAGUUUUAUUUGAUUAG